UCGCUGGACGCGGAAACCCGAAAUCAAAACAAACAGUCAACGGUCAAUCAAACAGUGCGCGGCGGAGUUUAAUUUCUAUGUCCAUUGUGGGUUUUUGUGCCAAAAAAUUAACGAAAAAUGGACAACGCUACGUUUGUCGAAAGCUGGAACAGUAUCAUACCGCACAAGAUAAAGCCGGCUGAUCUGGAACACCCGACGGAGUCGUUUAUGUGCCGAAGCUUGGUCAGCUUCUUCCGGAUGAUGAAAUACGAUGUUUCGGAGUUUGACCACAUGUACAACGAACCCAAAGAGUCCACUAUUAGAAAAAGGGUACAAAUAGUGGCCAACACCAAUCACUUCUACCAACUGUGUAUGGGAUCAAAGCAGAGAAAUUUCCUUUACGUGGACCUGAUCAAACCCUCACCCAAAAAGACGAUCCACGUGCUGAACAUCUUGCUCAACUAUCUGUUCUACAUCAACAUGGUUCGAGACGAAACGAUUGAAAAGGCCACGCAGUGCACUGCAAGGUAUCACGAGCUGGAAGCCAACAUCAACCAACAGAAGCGAGAAAUGGAAAACCACAAGAUCAAGAUCAACAAUAUAGAGCAAAACAUCAGUAAAAUGCGACACCAGCUGCCACAGCUGGAGUCCGACAACGAUAAGCUCAGAGAGACGAAGCAGCAACUGUUGGAGAAGAUCGCGGCCACCAAAGCAGCAGAUGAAGAGUUGGCGGAGAAGAUCACCAAACUGAAAAUGGACUACGCCAUGUUGCAGGAUCGACGGGUAGACGAUGAGGAAGCCGCUGCUUUGAUACGGAAAAACGAAGAACUGGAGGCAGAAAUUGAAGAGUACGAAAAGCAGGAAAAGACACUGCAGACGACCAAUUCUGAGUAUGCAACGCUCAUCAGCCAGAUCAAGCCGUGUAUUUUUGCCGCGGAAGAGAUCCUGCAGAAUCCACAGGAUGAUUCACUGAUGAAAAUCAAAAACCAAGUGGACACUCUUCGGUUAAACUACAGUAAACUGGAAGCAGAGUGCGCUAGGAAAACGACCACCCUUCAGGCAUUGCAGAAAAAUUGCGAAGCCAUACGAGACUACGUUACCGAAGUUGAGAAACAGCUCUCGGUGGGACACAAAGCCAAACGUAAAACCGAACGCCAAACAAUCAGCGAUCUCGGUAAGCAACAGAUGCAGCUGGACGAACUGCACGAACAGAACGAUGUCUAUCUGGAGCAGAUCAAGGCACUGAAAGAGGAAAUGCUGCUGAUAAUGCAGAUGAGCGAACAGGCGAAGGCUUUUCUGAUGCGAGACCCGGUCAAUCGGCCGUUGUCAUCCAAGUAGCGCUCGCUAAUGCUUAGCACAAUUGUAUAGUCCUGUUCGUUCCCCUUUUGAGGAGUUUUGGAUCAUUGCUAUUUAUCAAUAAAAAUAAAUAAAUAUUUAUUCCGGCUGCGAUCAAUGCACUAAGCCAAUCAAAGAAGAAGAAUUCAUCUCGUGUAUGGCGUUCUGUGAGUAACAAUUGGUUGAAUUGGUGAAAUAAUUAGUGGAAAAAAUCUCUGAA
Molecule: messenger RNA, 1534 nt
Organism: Aedes aegypti (yellow fever mosquito)
Lineage: Eukaryota; Metazoa; Arthropoda; Insecta; Diptera; Culicidae
Product: cingulin
Exons: 7
Coding region: 118-1317 (399 amino acids)
Cellular component (GO): kinetochore; Ndc80 complex
Source: RefSeq, a predicted model, not a curated record